ACUGUUCCACAACACACAGCACACAGCACGCCAAGUAGUGGCUUCUUGUCUGCAGACACGGUUGGCUGCCAGAAGUACCAGAGGCUAGCUGCAUGCGCAUGAGAGCGCGAAUGUUGAGCAUGGCCAGCUGUGUCAACUCGUGGACUCCGGCUUACCGCCCUGGCUCGAACGUAGCAGAAUUUGUCGCUGCAUGCAGGCCCAGCUCGCCCUCAAAAGCAAAAGCAGGCAAAGAUAGGCAGCCCCGGAGAGGAUGCGGCUUCUUUGUUGCCUUGUCCGUCGUGCUUUGUGGUCCGUCGCUUGACGAGGAUGCACGAGAGGGCACAAAGACGGCUGAUCAUGGACCUUUGAUUGCGGAGAAAGGGACGCAUGGAAUCAAGCUCAUCGGCGGCUGCGGGAACCACGUUCGAAAAAACGUGGCAAGAACGUGGGGCUGCAUGCGUCAAAAUCGUCGAAUCGCAGACGCCCAGCUGAGGCCGGCUUUGUGGCUUUUCGGCGACGGGCUUCACAGGUGGAAAUUCACAAAGAGCCCCUGUGCAGGCGUGUGAGAGGGCGGGCUGCGCCGUGCUCAAUGUUGAAAACCCCCUUCCUGUCCACGCGGGUUUCAGAGUGCUUAGCAAAAGCCGCGCCUCCCCGCCGCUCUGAUAAAAGCAAAGCAGCCGCUGCUCCCGCCCGCAGAACACCUCGCACCCAUCACCGCUCACCUGUCGACCUCACCAACGGCACUCCGCUCGGCCUGACGCUUCGAUUGACGAUUGCGGUGCUGCUGCGACUGCGCUAACGACGCCCCUGCUCACGGACUCAGAUCACACCCUCUUCGUC
Molecule: messenger RNA, 819 nt
Organism: Trematosphaeria pertusa
Lineage: Eukaryota; Fungi; Ascomycota; Dothideomycetes; Pleosporales; Trematosphaeriaceae
Exons: 1
Coding region: 93-545 (150 amino acids)
Source: RefSeq, a predicted model, not a curated record